UGUAUAAUGUAUCUUUUUCAUUUUCAUAUAUAGGUGUGUGCAAUACGGCGUAGGGCGUAGAAAUCGCUCGCGUCAACUUUGACUCAGGUCUUGCAUCAUCUCUCAUCCAAGUCCCUGUCUGAACUUAACUGGAUUCCAAUUCGACGGCCACUCUAUCCUCCUCUCUCUCUCUCUCUUGCUCUCUCUGAUAACCGCGUUUUCAUUCUUUUUUAUUUUAUAUUUACCAAGCACACUGUUUUUAGAUUUCCCUGAUCAAUUUCUCAUUUUUUUAUUGAUCUGUACUCGAAAUCAAGCUUGCCCAGAAGUUCUGUACGGUGGAUUUAAUCUGAUGUUUUCUGGAAUUCACAAAGCUUGGAGUCUUGAGAUCUCGGCGAAAAUUUACCUGUAGUGUUUCUGAGCUGUUUUUAUGGCCGCGGAGAGCAGGCGGCACGGUCUUAAUGCUCAAUUAGAUAUUGAGCAGAUACUGUUAGAAGCACAACAUCGUUGGCUCCGCCCAGCUGAAAUCUGUGAAAUACUUUCGAAUUACCAGAAAUUUCGGAUUGCUCCCGAGCCUCCAACUAGGCCUCCAAGUGGUUCACUGUUUCUUUUUGACCGUAAGGUAUUACGAUAUUUUCGGAAAGAUGGGCAUAACUGGAGGAAGAAAAAGGACGGGAAGACUGUCAAGGAGGCUCAUGAAAAGCUCAAGUCUGGAAGCAUUGAUGUGUUGCACUGCUAUUAUGCUCACGGAGAAGAGAACGAAAACUUCCAGCGGCGCAGCUACUGGUUGCUCGAAGAGUCACAGUCGAACAUUGUUCUCGUCCACUACCGGGAAGUAAAGGGUAACAGGAUGAAUUCUAGCCGUGUCAGAGAACCUCAAUCAGCUAUUCCUGUUUUCCAGCAAAGCGAAGAAUCUGGGCGCAGCUCCUCAGAUGUAGGCAGUACAGUAUCUUCAAAAUUACGCCCAUAUGAUUACCAAGUGACAUCUCAUGUUACAGAUACAACUAGCCUUAACAGUGGUCAGGCCUCAGAAUAUGAAGAUGUUGAAUCAGUGUACAAUCAACAAUCAACUUCUGGAGUCCACUCUUUUACUGAAUUUCAGUCAAACGUGAUCCCGAAGGCUGAGGAUGGGCUUUCUGCUCCUUAUUAUCCAGCCCCCUUCUCAGAUGAUCAUCAAGGCUAUUAUCCAGCUAUUACUGGUAUGAACUUCCCCUCAACCACACAUGGAAACCAGAACAGGAACACUGCAAAUGCAUAUAUGCCCUGCAGAGACCUUGAUUUCCCAUCAUGGGAAAAUGUUCCCGAGAAGAAUACUGCUGAUUAUCAAUCUGUACAAUUUCAACCUUCAAUUUCCUCAACCCAGUCUGCUGCAAUAAACACAAUCAAUGGACAAGGAAGCGCUAUGAUUGAUUUCACAAACGACUUCAGUAUUAAGCAGGAGGCUGACAACCAUUUCCAUGCCCUAGAAGAAUGGCAGGCAUCUAAAGGCAAUUCCUUGCAAUCAUCGGAGUGGUCAGUUGAUCAGAAGAUGGAACCGCAUCAAACAUUUGAUUUUGCUAGCAAGUUAGAUAAAGAGAAGCAUGCGGAGUUUCAUGAUUCCUUGGAGGCGUACAAUAUACUUCAUACUGAACCAGAUAAGCAUCCUAUGCAAAACGGUAGAUUUGUGAAAGCCGAGUCAGAUGGCAGUUUCAAUGUGGAUGGCAAAACUGAUCAUUUGGCUUUCAAGCAACCCUUGUUGGGUGGGGUUCUAAGACAAGGACUGACGAAACUUGACAGCUUUGAUCGUUGGAUAAGUAAGGAACUUGAAGAUGUAAACGAGCCAAGUCUGCAAUCCAGUUCUCAAAGUUAUUGGGAAAAUGUUGGAAAUGAAGAUGGAGUUGAUGAAUCUGCCAUUGCUUCCCAAGUGCAGCUUGACCCUUAUGUGCUUAGUCCGUCCCUCUCCCAGGAUCAGUUAUUUAGCAUUAUUGAUUUCUCACCAACUUGGGCGUAUGCUGGAACGGAGAUCAAGGUUCUAAUUACUGGAAGAUUUUUAAAGUCUUACCAAGAGGUGGAAAAGUAUAAUUGGGCAUGCAUGUUUGGCGAGUUGGAAGUUCCAGCUGAGAUUAUAAGAGACGGGGUGCUUCGUUGCCACACACCUUUUCAAAAGGCGGGAAGAGUUCCAUUCUACAUAACAUGUUCCAAUAGGUUAGCAUGUAGUGAAGUGAGAGAAUUUGAAUUCCGAGUUAGUGAGGCUCAAGAUGUCAGCACUGGGAGUGAAAAUAGUGGCGGCUCUAGUGAAAGUCUUAUUCAUAUGAGAUUUGUGAGAAUGUUAUCUUUGGGAUCGCCCAGUUCCCUGAACUCUGUACCUAGGAAUGUGGAUGAUAUCUCUCACAUCAUCCGUAAAAUUAAUUCAUUGCUACAAGAGGACUGCGAAUGGGAAAACAUGAUGCACCUCUCUUCUGGCGACACUUUUUUGCGAGAGAAAACAAAAGACCAGCUACUGCAAAAGCUUCUAAAAGAUAAUUUACGUAACUGGCUCCUUCAAAAGGUCACCGAAGGUGGGAAAGGCGCUAAUGUACUAGAUGAGGGUGGUCAAGGUGUUCUGCAUUUUGCAGCUGCUCUUGGUUAUGACUGGGCUGUACCCCCGACUUUAGCUUCAGGAGUAAAUGUUAAUUUUCGAGAUGUGAAUGGAUGGACAGCACUCCAUUGGGCAGCAUUCUAUGGAAGAGAACGUAUGGUGGGUUGCCUCAUCUCUCUAGGAGCAGCUCCGGGAGCUUUGACAGAUCCUACGCCCCGACAUCCUUCGGGUAUAACACCUGCUGACCUGGCAUCCAGCAGUGGGCACAAAGGAAUUGCUGGUUAUUUGGCGGAAUCUGCCUUGAGCACCCACCUUAGUCUACUUAAAUUGAAGGAAAACCGGGAGGAUGAAAGCACUGAAGUCUCGGGGUUAACAGCUGUGCAAAUGGUUUCUGAACGGGUUGCUACUCCCGUUGGCGAUGGCGAUUGGCCAGAUGGAUUGUCAAUGAAGGACUCUCUGGCAGCUGUUCGUAAUGCAACCCAAGCUGCUGCUCGCAUUCAUCAAGUCUACAGGGUCGAGUCGUUCCAAAGGAAGCAGAUAAAAGAAUAUGGCGGCGGUGGUGAAUUUGGAUUGCCCGAUGAGCGUGCUCUUUCACUCCGUGCUGUGAAGAACAGGGCAGGACACUAUGAUGAACCAACUCACUCUGCUGCAAUACGAAUACAAAACAAAUACCGCAGUUAUAAGGGACGAAAAGAGUUUCUUCAAAUUCGGCAACAAAUCAUUAAAAUUCAGGCGCACGUAAGGGGACAUCAAGUCAGGAAGAACUAUGGAAAGAUAAUCUGGUCUGUUGGGAUACUGGAGAAGGUAAUUUUGCGAUGGAGACGAAAAGGGAGUGGUCUGCGGGGGUUUAAACCAGAAACAGUCACCGAACCCUCUAGCAUGCAAGCCCAACCCGUGCAAGAAGAUGAGUUUGAUUUUCUAAAAGAAGGCAGAAAACAAACCGAGGAAAGAUUGCAGAAGGCUCUUGCCAGGGUGAGAUCCAUGGUUCAAUAUCCCGAGGCCAGAGAUCAAUACCGAAGACUGCUAAACGUCGUCUCUGAAAUGAAGGAAACUAAGAAAAAAUAUGAUGGGGACCCGAGCAAUUCAGGUGAAGUGGGCGAUUUUGAUGAAGAUCUGAUUGACCUGGACGCAUUGUUGGACGAUGACACCUACAUGUCCUUUGCGUAAUAAAAUCUCUAAACUCUCGUCUUGCUUGGAGUAUAUAUCGAUGCUUAAGUACUAGCAUUUUAUACAUAGGCUUCCUGCUUCCCUGACAAAAAUCAUAGAUGUGUCCUAACUGGAAUGUUCGAAGUUGAUUUGUGAUGAAUUUGUUGUAUAUGAUGCAAGUUUGAUUGUAUCCAAUAUAUGUACAAUAAACUCGUAGAUUUCCAGCUUGAAAAUUACAUAUAUAGUUGUGGCCUGACAAGAAUGUUUUUCAGUUGAUUAGUUAUCAACGGUGAUGUAUGCAAGUUUGAUUUGUUCAGUA
Ipomoea nil (Japanese morning glory) is the source of this 3998-nucleotide messenger RNA. RefSeq names its product calmodulin-binding transcription activator 3-like. Gene Ontology annotation, cellular component: nucleus. The record is from RefSeq and is a predicted model, not a curated record. Lineage: Eukaryota; Viridiplantae; Streptophyta; Magnoliopsida; Solanales; Convolvulaceae. Gene Ontology annotation, biological process: regulation of transcription by RNA polymerase II. Bases 407 to 3700 code for a protein of 1097 amino acids. The transcript has 13 exons. Gene Ontology annotation, molecular function: protein binding; transcription coregulator activity; double-stranded DNA binding.